AUGAGGUUCUCCAUGCUUUGCUUUGCCUUGGCUUUAUCGCUCGUCGCUGCGAUUCCAAGAUCGCAUCGCAUCCAAGACCCAGUUGAUCGCGAAAUCUCUCUGGAUCCACUUCUCAACACUAGGACUGCAUUCACUCGCGCAGCACUGGACUACUACAUCUCAAUUCUCAACGAUUACAGAGGUUUGGGCUAUUACCAGUGA
Molecule: messenger RNA, 201 nt
Organism: Cylicostephanus goldi
Lineage: Eukaryota; Metazoa; Nematoda; Chromadorea; Rhabditida; Strongylidae
Source: the annotation of a GenBank genome assembly